This is a messenger RNA of Penicillium malachiteum, 1377 nucleotides long. RefSeq names its product ankyrin repeat domain-containing protein. NCBI's taxonomy places the organism in Eukaryota, Fungi, Ascomycota, Eurotiomycetes, Eurotiales, Aspergillaceae. Gene Ontology annotation, molecular function: protein binding. The coding region runs from base 1 to 1377 and encodes 458 amino acids. The record is from RefSeq and is a predicted model, not a curated record. The transcript has 2 exons.
AUGAGACUAUGCAAAUCUAUUAAGCGCAAAGAUUACCGUGCCAUCCUAGAGAGACUUCGGUCCGGAAUCGAUCUGAAUACCCGUAUUGGUGAAGCCUGGAAUCCACUAAUCUUGGCCGUGCGUACUAAGGACUUGGCUUUGAUUCAACUCCUCCUUCGUGCAGGGGCAGACGUCAAUUUACCUCUUGAGCGUGGAGCUUAUGGGAGCGCUUUGAAUGCGGCAUGCUUCGAGAUUGAAGCCCCUAGCCACUAUAAAGUUGUUGAACUUCUGUUGAGUUUUGGCGCCAAUGUUAACAUGGUGCCAGCUCACAGUCAAUUCGGAAGUCCACUGGGUCUGGCUGUGGAAACCGACGACCGCACAUUGAUCCAACUUUUAAUUAAUGCAGGCGCAGAUGUUAAUCUGUCCACUGCAAGUCGCACGUUUGGAAGCGCUUUAGCUUUGGCGAGCUUCAAAGGAUACUUCGUGGCCGUGGCAGUCUUGUUAAAUGCUGGCGCCGAUGUUAACCUGGUUUUGAAUGAUGGCAAAUUUGGAAAUGCGCUCAUGGCAGCUCUGGCAUCGCAGAAUAUCAAGAUGGUUGAAUAUCUAGUGGAAUCGGGGGCGAAUGUGAACACGCAGGUCCAUCAUAACAUAAGUGCUGGUGCCUUGAUUUCAGCCUGUCGUCUGGGCAAUGUCAACCUUGUGGAGGAUCUUCUCCAGGCUGGAGCAAAUGUUGAUUUACAACUUGAAAGCAGCCCGCAUGGACAUAAAUGUGGGAGUGCACUUGUUGCAGCUUGCCUUUCUCCGCAAAUAACAAUAGCAAAGCUUCUGCUUGAUGCUGGCGCAAAUCCAAAUCUACAGGUCAAGGAAGGUGAAUAUGGGAGCCCGCUUGCAGCAGCUUGCUGUAACAAGAAAAGUUCAGCUUUUGUGUCCCUAUUACUCAAAGCCGGGGCUGACCCAGAUCUUUCUAUCGCCCACGGAACGUAUGGCAAUGCCAUAUCCGCAGCAAUUACUAAGAAAAACCGCGGCGCUGUUUCCAAACUGAUCAAUGCUGGCGCUUGGCUUGGUCCACUCUCGGAAAUUCUCCUGUCACAGAUCUCUCAGGGGAUGACUCCUUCUGGGAACUCCAUUCCCGAUCUUAUUCAAUGGACAUUCAUCUCAGAGCUCCCGGAAGUUGAAGGAAAUAAUUCCAGACGCAUUUCGGACUACCAGUGGCUGCGGAACGCGGUCGCAGUAAUCAAGCAACACGGUGUCAUGAAACUAACCACUCUUUAUGAUUGUUUGAGCCAUAUUGACUCUGGACUAUUUUUAUUGGAUAUACUUACAAGAGCUUAUCGGGUUAGCUCUCAAUUCUAUGGCAAGCUCACCAAUUCCUAUUGUUUAUUCUUGGCUCCCAUUUGA